UUUUUCCUUCGCUAUUAGUAAUCAUUUCUGGAAUUCCCGGUUCUCCCACCGCACACUGCACCAAGCAGACAUCUCCCAAGGUUCUACCACUGCACAGUUCACCAAGCAGACAUCUCCCAAGGCUCUCCCACCGCACAGUCACCAAGCAGACAUCUCCCAAGGCUCGCCCACCGCACAGUUCACCAAGCAGAUAUCUCCCAAGGCUCGCCCACCGCACACUGCACCAGGCAGACAUCUCCCAAGGUUCUCCCACCGCACACUGCACCAAGCAGACAUCUCCCAAGGAUCUCCCACCGCACACUGCACCAAGCAGACAUCUCCCAAGGCUCUCCCACCGCACAGUCACCAAGCAGACAUCUCCCAAGGCUCGCCCACAGCACAGUUCACCAAGCAGACAUCUCCCAAGGCUCGCCCACCGCACAGUCACCAAGCAGACAUCUCCCAAGGCUCGCCCACAGCACAGUUCACCAAGCAGACAUCUCCCAAGGCUCUCCCACCGCACAGUCACCAAGCAGACAUCUCCCAAGGCUCGCCCACAGCACAGUUCACCAAGCAGACAUCUCCCAAGGCUCUCCCACCGCACAGUCACCAAGCAGACAUCUCCCAAGGCUCUCCCACCGCACAGUCACCAAGCAGACAUCUCCCAAGGCUCGCCCACAGCACAGUCACCAAGCAGACAUCUCCCAAGGCUCGCCCACCGCACAGUCACCAAGCAGACAUCUCCCAAGGCUCUCCCACCGCACACUGCACCAAGCAGACAUCUCCCAAGGCUCUCCCACCGCACACUGCACCAGGCAGACAUCUCCACAGGCUCGCCCACCGUACAGUCACCAAGCAGACAUCUCCCAAGGCUCUCCCACCGCACACUGCACCAAGCAGACAUCUCCCAAGGAUCUCCCACCGCACACUGCACCAAGCAGACAUCUCCCAAGGAUCUCCCACCGCACACUGCACCAAGCAGACAUCUCCCAAGGAUCGCCCACCGCACAGUCACCAAGCAGACAUCUCCCAAGGCUCGCCCACAGCACAGUUCACCAAGCAGACAUCUCCCAAGGCUCUCCCACCGCACAGUCACCAAGCAGACAUCUCCCAAGGCUCGCCCACAGCACAGUUCACCAAGCAGACAUCUCCCAAGGCUCUCCCACCGCACAGUCACCAAGCAGACAUCUCCCAAGGCUCUCCCACCGCACAGUCACCAAGCAGACAUCUCCCAAGGCUCGCCCACAGCACAGUCACCAAGCAGACAUCUCCCAAGGCUCGCCCACCGCACAGUCACCAAGCAGACAUCUCCCAAGGCUCUCCCACCGCACACUGCACCAAGCAGACAUCUCCCAAGGCUCUCCCACCGCACACUGCACCAGGCAGACAUCUCCACAGGCUCGCCCACCGUACAGUCACCAAGCAGACAUCUCCCAAGGCUCUCCCACCGCACACUGCACCAAGCAGACAUCUCCCAAGGAUCUCCCACCGCACACUGCACCAAGCAGACAUCUCCCAAGGCUCUCCCACCGCACACUGCACCAAGCAGACAUCUCCCACGGCUCGCCCACAGCACAGUUACCAAGCAGACAUCUCCCAAGGCUCUCCCACCGCACACUGCACCAAGCAGACAUCUCCCACGGCUCGCCCACCGCACAGUUCACCAAGCAGACAUCUCCCAAGGCUCGCCCACCGCACACUGCACCAAGCAGACAUCUCCCAAGGCUCGCCCACCGCACACUGCACCAAGCAGACAUCUCCCAAGGCUCUCCCACCGCACACUGCACCAGGCAGACAUCUCCACAGGCUCGCCCACAGCACAGUCACCAAGCAGACAUCUCCCAAGGCUCGGCCACAGCACAGUCACCAAGCAGACAUCUCCCAAG
Procambarus clarkii (red swamp crayfish) is the source of this 1865-nucleotide messenger RNA. Lineage: Eukaryota; Metazoa; Arthropoda; Malacostraca; Decapoda; Cambaridae. The record is from RefSeq and is a predicted model, not a curated record.